Postia placenta MAD-698-R-SB12 is the source of this 1506-nucleotide messenger RNA. RefSeq lists its product as hypothetical. Gene Ontology annotation, molecular function: protein binding. The transcript is spliced from 4 exons. The record is from RefSeq and is a predicted model, not a curated record. Gene Ontology annotation, cellular component: nucleus. NCBI's taxonomy places the organism in Eukaryota, Fungi, Basidiomycota, Agaricomycetes, Polyporales, Adustoporiaceae. The coding region runs from base 102 to 1382 and encodes 426 amino acids.
CGAUAUCGGUGUUCUCCCUUCUGCACUUCAAGUAGCCCAGCACGUAUCUGAGACGGCACUCCACCCACCUAUUCCCCAGACCAUCGCGUCGACAGGCCGCGAUGACCCAAACAACCCUGCUUCAGUACGAAGCACCAUGGCCUGUGUAUGCGCUUGACUGGUGCAAGACCGCCGCGCCAGGACAGCAAAUACGACCCCGAUCAGCGUUCCGGCUUGGGAUCGCGUCGCUCACAGAGGACUACCGGAAUCGGAUAGCCAUCGUCGGGCUGCAAGACGAGCGCGUCCUGGUGGAGGAUGACUACACAGAAUACGCAGAUUUCGUCACUCUGGUGGAGGCUCAGCACGGAUAUCCGGCGACCAGUUUGCAAUGGCAGCCGGCGACGGCGGCCAACUACGCGUGGAGCCAGAAGGCUGCUGCCUCGGAGCUCCUGGCAACGACGGGCGAUGCGUUGCGGGUGUGGGAGUACUCCAGCGACGCGCCACAGACCCUGUCAUCGUUUGUGGGACGGCCGCCGACUUCGAGCGGGCAUCGGCUGGCGCUCAAAGUGGCUCUCUCUGGCCAAAGCAAGGUGCAGAGCCAGGGCACGGGCGCGCCGCUGACGAAUUUCUCCUGGAACGAGAAGUCUCCAAGCCUCGUCGUGACGUCCUCGAUCGACACGACGUGCACGGUAUGGAAUAUCGACACCCAAACCGCCAUCACGCAGCUCAUCGCACACGACCGCGAAGUAUACGAUGUCGCGUGGCUGCCGGGGUCGACGGACAUCUUCGUGUCGGUCGGCGCGGACGGCAGCCUGCGCGCGUUCGACCUGCGGAGUCUAGAGCAUUCCACAAUCCUGUACGAGACUCCGGCGCCGAAGAACGUGCCCCCGCCCCCUGCAUCUCCUUCGGCCUCCGCUCGCCCGCCCACAUCUCCGCUGCUCCGAAUAGCUUUCAAUCCUGCAGACUCAAACUACAUGUCGACGUUCCACAUGGACGGCUCUGACGUGCAGAUCCUUGAUAUGCGCAGCCCAGGUAUGCCCGUGAUGGAACUCAGGGGACAUCGCGCGCAGGUCAACUCGCUUGGCUGGGGCUCAACGACAAACCCUCUCUUGGCAACAGCAGGCGAUGACUGUCAACUAUUGCUUUGGGACCUAUCACCACAUACACAAGCCCCGCAGUCAUCGCCACGAAAUGCAAGUUCCGGUUUGAGCUCACCACGGCCAGACGUCAAAAAGCGAAUAAUCGCAGAUCCUGUCAUGGCGUACACCGGCGCACAUGAGAUCACCAACCUGGCGUGGUCACCACAAAUUGCGGGCAUGACGAUGAACACAGGACACUCGACUGCUCCUGGUGAAUGGAUUGCAGUCGCCAUGGGCAAGUCGAUCAAGGCACUGAAGGUAUAGACGGCGGACUAGUAUGUAGCUUCUGUGCCUUGCCUUACGAUGUACGGUGCUUCGUGCACCUUUGAGCUUGUCGGAUAUGCUGUAUGUAUGUAUUGAUAGUUCGCUUCUGGAGGCGUUUUAGUGG